Molecule: messenger RNA, 1680 nt
Organism: [Torrubiella] hemipterigena
Lineage: Eukaryota; Fungi; Ascomycota; Sordariomycetes; Hypocreales; Clavicipitaceae
Source: the annotation of a GenBank genome assembly
GCAUCUGGCUCACCAACUGCCAUCGAUUUCCAUCCCCUCACAACGCCAUUUCCAUCGCUUGAAUUAUCGGAAAUACUACGGACAUCACUUUUCAUCCAUAUCCCGCAAGAGCGCCACCAUAAAACCACAUCUUGGUUGCAGAGAAUUGAUUCUGCUGCGACACCUGCCCUGUGGCCGCGUUAGGACAUGGCGCCAGACGGCAAGGAAAAACCAGUGAAGACGCCUUCUAAGAAGGACGCGAAACCAAGCAUCAUAAAAUUGAAGAAGCAGCCCCCGAAACACAACAAGCCUGGCAACUGGCGCGACGGUAGCGUUAUUGAAGAUGAUAAAAAGAAAGCAGUCAGCUCGCCUGCCACCUCUGUAGCCUCACCAGGCCCGGUUGUCAACCAACUCGACGACACUGCGCGCGAAACAUUCGCCACCGGCCGACCCCUCGAAGAUAGCCCCGAUCUGCAACAAUGUAGACAUUGCAAGAAGAGCGUGAUCAAGACGGCAGCAAAGGCGCAUAUUGCGCAGUGUCUCAAAGUAAAGAAGGAAAAGGCUCAGCGCAAGAAGGAGGCUCGUGAGGCCCGCGAGCGCGCGAAAGAGGCGGCCAAAGACGAGCCAGCAAAGGACGCAAAGGCCGAAGAGGAUUCCGAAGAAGAAGAGGUCAAGCCCAAGCAAAGCGCUGGGAAAAAGAUUGGCGAGUCCAAGGCGGGUAAGAAGAGAAAGGCGGAUGCAGAUGGCGCAGGCCCCAAAAGCAAGAAGAAGAAGGAAGAACCGCCAAAGCAGCCAAAGGUGCCCAAACCGAGAGGACCCGUGGAUGUCGAGCGCCAAUGUGGUGUUAUUCUACCCAACGGCAUGCCUUGUGCUCGCUCGUUGACAUGUAAAAGUCAUGCUAUGGGCGCCAAGCGCGCUGUGCCAGGUCGUUCGCUACCAUAUGAUAUGCUGCUAGCGGCGUAUCAGAAAAAGAACCAGGCUAAGCAGCAAAAGGCCGCAAUGGACGCCAACGCCCCCGUUGAGGAGGAAGACGACGCCAACAAUGGUCCUGUCGACUCUGAUGAAGAGACUGGUGCUGUCAUGGCCGCUCUUUCACAAUGGCGGCCUAAGCCACUGAUCCCGCAACCCACGUUUGUUCCCAUUAAGCGCCAGUACCAAAUGGCUAGGCUGCACGAGCAGUUGCAAAUGGCUACCAACGGCGGCCGCACAAACAUCUUCCAAGUAACAGGAUACGGUGCCCAGAAGCUACCUGAUGGCCAUCCAGGGCUGCUUGAGGGCGAGGACGCACCGGGCGAGGAGAUGGACUUGGCUGCCAUUGGCAUUACCAACGGCAGGCCGGGGUACGGGUUCAGUCUGGGCCAGCCCCCAAAGACGGCGGCGAGCAGGGCGUAAUGAGUCUUUUAUGAUUUGGAAAUUCAACUGGCGUUUAGGAGAGGACGAAGGGAAGCACGUUGUAUGUUUGUUUUUGGGUUUGCUUUUGAGCGGAUAUGUACAUGAUGGACUUUGGGCCUGGGAUUUGGCUUGCUCAGCGUAUAAUAGGGAACUACAAAGCAUUCACGAUAUAUUUUCACAGUAGGAGCAUGAGUGCGUGAUGCUGAUGUAUGGUGUGAUUUAAUUAUAAAUGGAUCUAGCGACUAUGUAAAAUUUCACGUGUUAAUUUAUCCUUUAGAAUGGGGCUUUGAAUUACAUGCGCCUGUUUGA